AAACCAAAAUUAAGGGGAAAAGAGGGGGAAGUAAGCCACAUAAAUCUGACCCACAGCACAAGCAUCUCAAUUUGAAUCCACAAAGUUUUGGAUAAUGAAAAGAAAUACAUAAUUUUAAUUCAAGCCAAGUGUUUUCCAAGCAGAUUAUAUUUGCUUAAAUUGCUACAGUAAUUCAAGGACAGCCCUGUCUGGACACACAGUCACUGUGGAUUUUUAAGAGACUCAGUUAAAGAAUUUAGGAAUAUCUGAUUCAAUUUACAGGAUUUGCAAAUUCAUCAACCCCUGAAAACUAAAGCAAACUCAACAGGACAAAAAAAAAAAAAAAAAAAAAAAAAAGAACAUGGGCUUUUUAAGUCCAGCAUGUGUCCUUUUCUGCUUUUUUGGAGUCAAAGUAUACUGCCAAUAUGAAAAUUAUCAAUGGGAUGAAGAUUAUGAUCAAGAGCCAGAUGAUGUCUACCAACCAGAAUUUCAAUUUCAUCAGAAUGAGGACUAUCAAGUUCCUUUUCAUCAGUACAUGUUAGGCUGUGCCACUGAAUGCUUCUGCCCACCCAACUUUCCAUCAUCAAUGUACUGUGACAAUCGCAAACUCAAGACUAUCCCGCGUGUCCCAGCUCACAUACAGCAAGUCUAUCUUCAGUUCAACGAAAUUGAGGCUGUGACUGCAGAUUCAUUCAUCAAUGCAACUUAUCUUAAAGAAAUCAAUCUCAGCCACAACAAGAUUACAUCUCAAAAGAUCGAUUAUGGUGUGUUUGCUAAGUUGUCGAAUCUACUACAACUUCAUCUACAGCAUAACAACUUAGAAGAAUUUCCAUUUCCUCUUCCCAAGUCUUUGGAAAGACUUCUUCUUGGCUACAAUGAGAUCUCCAGAUUGCAGACAAAUGCCAUGGACGGGCUAGUAAACUUGACAAUGCUUGAUCUCUGUUAUAAUCAUCUUGAAGAUUCCAUGUUACAAGAAAACAUACUUGCUAAAAUGAAAAAAUUAAUGCAGCUCAACUUAUGUAAUAACAGAUUAGAAUCCAUGCCUCCUGGUCUGCCUUCUUCACUUAUGUACCUGUCUUUAGAAAAUAACUCAAUUUCUUCCAUACCAGAAAAUUACUUCAGUGAACUUCCAAAACUUAAUGCUCUACGAAUGUCACACAACAAACUACAAGACAUCCCAUACAAUAUUUUUAAUCUUUCCAACCUUAUAGAGCUCAAUGUUGGACACAACAAACUGAAACAAGCAUUCUAUAUUCCAAGGAAUUUACAACACCUAUACCUAGAAAAUAACGAAAUUGAAAAUAUCAAUGUUACAGUGAUGUGUCCAUCUAUUGACCCACUACAUUACCACCAUUUAACAUACAUUCGUAUGGACCAAAAUAAACUAAAAGAGCCAAUAAGCUCAUACAUUUCCCUCUGCUUCCCUCUUCUACACACUAUUUAUUAUGGUGAGCAAAGAAGCACUGAUGGUCAAACAAUACAGCUGAAGACCCAAGUUUUCAGGAGAUUUCAAGGUGAUGCAGAUAGUGAAGAACGUGAUGAUCAACAAGAAGGUCCAGAACAAGAAGAAACAGAAGAAAACAUUGACCCUCACUAUUAUGGAAGUUAAGAAUGACAAGAAACUAUAGGUAUACAUUUAUGAUUUUAUACAUUAUUCAAUAUAAACUUAACUAAACAUGGAUAGCUUACACUAAUAUCUAGAAUCAUGUAUUAGUAUAAGAUCAGACCGAAUUUAAGUUCUUGGUAACAUCUGCAUCAUUACAUAAGGUUCGAACCUACUUAAAAUGAUACAAGUCUUCAGAAAUAUAAAUCAGAAUGACAAGUGGGAAUAAAAACUCAACUUUAGGGGUGCCAGGGUGGCUCAGUAGGUUGAGCGUCCAACUCUUGAUUUUGGCUCAGGUCAUGAUCUCAUGGUUCCUGAGACUGAGCCCUGCCUGCAUCGGGCUCUGCACUGACAGCCUGGAGCCUGCUUGGGAUAUUCUCUCUCUCUCUCUCUCUCUCUCUCUCUCUCUCUCUCUCUCCCCCCACCCCCCAUCCAGUGCUUGCGCACACAAUCUCUCUCCUCAAAAUACAUAAAAUAAAAUGUAAAAAAAACCCUUAACUUUCAACAUAACAAUAUUAUCAAGCUGAGAACAAAGUAUGCCAUCUCAAGUAAAAGUAACUGUUCUAAGAGUGAUGAAAACAAUAGCAUUAGAAGCUGAGAACUACAGGCCCUCUGCUUUGAAUCACUAGGAGGACAGUGUUGAGCCUCCCCAAGUGACAUUCAUGUGAUGGGCAGUCAUUCAUUUAGGAGUAAGUUGUUUUCUUCAACCUGGCCUCCAG
This is a messenger RNA of Leopardus geoffroyi (Geoffroy's cat), 2301 nucleotides long. RefSeq names its product osteomodulin (gene OMD). Gene Ontology annotation, molecular function: protein binding. The record is from RefSeq and is a predicted model, not a curated record. Lineage: Eukaryota; Metazoa; Chordata; Mammalia; Carnivora; Felidae. The transcript has 3 exons. Bases 341 to 1588 code for a protein of 415 amino acids.